GAUGCCUCGGGUGUUAUGAAGAGAGACCCGUGCGGAUUAUGUGUGUCUCAGACAGACUGAGUAAAUGCUAACAAUGGAUAGAUGCAAACACAUUGAGCAUUUGCAGCUUGCUCAAGGGCACUCCGUCCUCAACCCUCAGAAAUGGCACUGCAUGGACUGCAACACGACCGAGUCGAUUUGGGCUUGCCUCAGCUGUCCCCACGUGGCCUGUGGACGGUACAUCAAAGGGCACGCACUGAAGCACUUUCGAGAAAGCGAGCACCCCGUGGCCAUCGAGGUGAACCACAUGUACGCUUUUUGUUACCUUUGUAACGAUUAUGUUCUUAACGAUAACGCCUCCGGAGACCUGAGAUCCCUACGAAGUACACUAAGUGCAAUCAAAAGCAAAAAUCACGCCUGUGUGGUUCCGAGCGGCAAGGUUUUACAGCCGGUGGAUACCGGUGACAAUUCUUACGCCCAACCUCCGCCUGCCAACGAAGAUCAAAUGGGCACCGCCCUUUGGCACCGGAGAAGGGCCCUCAUGGGUAAAAUCUUUCGAACUUGGUUUGAACAGUCACCCAUUGGGAGAAAAAAACAAGAAGAAAUUCGGGAGAAAAUGGUAGCCAAAAGAGAAGUUAAGCGAAGACAGCAAGAGUCGGAGCAGCAGGCGGCCGCUGAGUCGGAAAGCACGCCCCCACGAAAGAGUUUACGCCUGCAAGGCCUCACUGAGGCUGCCACGAUAGAAGUGGUCCCAGAGCAGGUGCCGCUGCCGACUCCAGCGUCACCAGCCAAGGAAAAGGCAGUGCUGCCUACCUCGGAAGACAUCAAAUUGAAAAAAGUAAAUGACUCUUUGAUCAAACGAAGGCCAGUACUAACUCCUGGUGUAACCGGCCUGAGGAACCUAGGAAACACUUGCUAUAUGAAUUCCGUCCUCCAAGUGUUGAGUCACUUACUUGUUUUUCGACAGUGUUUUUUAAAACUUGAUCUGAACCAGUGGCUGGCUGUGGCCGCUAGCGAUAAGGGCCGAUCCUACAAGCACUCAUCCGUCUCGGAGGCGGCGGCACAGCAGCUGAGCGAAGGCCAAGAGAGAGAGAAGAGCUUCGCGUGCUCCAAACACGCGAGUUUAUCGCCAGGCCUAAGCGGAGGUGCCGUGAAAGGCCGAAACAUGGAGCUCAUCCAACCGAAGGAGCCAAGUUCACCGUCCAGUUCUCUUUGCCAUGAAUUGCAUACCCUGUUCCAAGUCAUGUGGUCUGGAGAGUGGGCCUUGGUGUCCCCUUUUGCUAUGCUGCACUCUGUGUGGAAACUGAUCCCCGCUUUCCGUGGUUACGCCCAGCAAGAUGCUCAGGAAUUCCUCUGUGAACUUCUGGAUAAGAUACAACGAGAGCUAGAGACGACGGGAACCAAGUUGCCGGGUCUCAUCCCCACUUCCCAAAGGAAACUCAUUGAGCAAGUCCUGAACGUUGUGAAUAACAUCUUUCACGGACGACUUCUUAGUCAGGUUACGUGUCUCGCUUGCGACAACAAAUCAAAUACAAUCGAACCCUUCUGGGACUUGUCACUGGAAUUUCCAGAGAGAUACCAAUGCAGUGGGAAAGAUGCAGCCUCCCAGCCAUGUCUCGUUACUGACAUGUUGGGCAAAUUCACAGAAACAGAAGCCUUAGAAGGAAAAAUCUACGUGUGUGACCACUGUAACUCAAAGCGUAGAAAGUUUUCAUCAAAACCAGUUGUGCUCACAGAAGCCCAGAAACAGCUUAUGAUCUGCCACCUACCUCAGGUUCUCAGGCUACACCUCAAACGGUUCAGAUGGUCAGGACGUAAUAACCGAGAGAAGAUUGGUGUUCACGUUGUCUUUGAGGAAACCUUAAACAUGGAGCCCUAUUGCUGCAGGGAUACCUUGAAAGCUCUCAGGCCAGAGUGCUUUAUCUAUAACUUAUCUGCUGUUGUAAUCCAUCAUGGCAAAGGAUUUGGCUCAGGACACUACACUGCCUACUGCUACAAUUCUGAAGGAGGGUUCUGGGUACACUGCAAUGAUUCCAAGCUCAGCAUGUGCACUAUGGAUGAAGUACGCAAGGCCCAAGCUUAUAUCUUAUUUUAUACUCAGCGAGUUACUGAGAAUGGACACUCUAAACUCUUGCCUCCCGAGCUCCUGUCCAACAGCCAACACCCCACUGAAGAAACCGAUGCGUCUUCUAAUGAAGUCCUUAGCUGAUCCAGACAGUGGGCUCUUGUUAUUUGUAUAUAUACUUUUUAAAUGGGCUGACUUACGAUGCUGAGCUUCAUUGUUUUUAUUUUAAUUAUGAUCAGUGCAUACCAAGACAUUUUGUAUUUAACUACAAAGGAUUUUUU
Molecule: messenger RNA, 2325 nt
Organism: Acomys russatus (golden spiny mouse)
Lineage: Eukaryota; Metazoa; Chordata; Mammalia; Rodentia; Muridae
Gene: Usp44
Product: ubiquitin specific peptidase 44
Exons: 5
Coding region: 65-2188 (707 amino acids)
Biological process (GO): protein deubiquitination
Cellular component (GO): cytoplasm
Molecular function (GO): cysteine-type deubiquitinase activity; zinc ion binding
Source: RefSeq, a predicted model, not a curated record